Periophthalmus magnuspinnatus is the source of this 2219-nucleotide messenger RNA. Its product is annotated as myosin-11-like. The transcript has 18 exons. Lineage: Eukaryota; Metazoa; Chordata; Actinopteri; Gobiiformes; Gobiidae. The record is from RefSeq and is a predicted model, not a curated record. The coding region runs from base 39 to 2078 and encodes 679 amino acids.
ACAGGAAAGGGGGCUCAUUCACGGCUGGGCACUCAAAGAUGUACAGACCAGAAAGAAAUAACAGUCCUUUCUCUCUCCUGGAUAUGGAUAUGUGGGAUACCAAUCUCACAGCCCAGUCUUCGUCUUGGUGUGGUAUGGCCACAGUUUCUGGAUCAGGAUUUCUGUCCAAAGUCAACACAAGUUCAUCUGGAGGUGCAGGCAGUUUCAGACCGACUGACCCAGGCCUGAGGAAGUGGCAGUCGCUAUCCCACCUGGCUCCAAAUGUUUCUCCACGCUCCUUUUCUCCAUCACCUCAGUCGGAUCUGCGUUCAGGACGAGGGCAGAGUCCCUUCAGGCAGACAGGAGUGAUGCAGUGGCUUCAGGAGGCUCAGGAGAGAAUGGACUCCCACAUGGACCUUCUCCAGACAGAGCGCAGGUCCAGUGCAAAUUUGCUGGACAUGAAACCAAAGGAAAGACAAACUUCUGGCACAGAGUUGUUCAAAUUAAAUCAAGCUCUUAGAGAGGCUGAAACAAGAGCAAAAAGAUAUGAAGAGGAAUGUGCAGAAGCAAUACUAAAACUACAGACUGCAACAGAGACCCAGAAGGCACUGUUGAAUCAAACUAUAGAGCUGAAGCAGAAACUGGUGCAGACUCUACAAAACCAGUCUGAACUGGAGGAUCAACUGAGGGAAGCCAAUAACAAGAUAAGCCAAGCAUGUCUGGAACAAGCAACGAUGUCAACUCAAAUGUUAAAACUGGAGAGCAAUGUGCUUGAACAAAAUACAAAACUUAAAGCAGCGCAGCAUAACAAAGACAAUUUGACUCAGGAAAAAGCUGAUUUGCAGGAGAAGAUCAAUUUACUAGAGCUGCAACUUGAGAAGAGUACCAAGGGUUCACAGCAACAAAAUGGGCUGGAUCACACGGAUCACCAGGAAACUACCAAGUUGAAGCAAGAAGUAGCAGCUUUGAGAAAGCUAAAUGAAGACCUGUCAAAUGAGUUUGAAGAGGUAAAGCAGGCACUGAAGAAAUCUCAGGUUAACAUGGAAGAGUUGAGAAAGGAAGACGACUCAAAAUCACAAAAGAUUUUAGAUUUGGAGAAAGAAUGUGCAGCACUAAGGAGCAGAAUUCAGACCAGUGAACAAGAAAGUUUGGAGGAACAAGAGGAACAAAUAAAGCAACUCAGGGAGUCUUUGAGGUCUGUAACAUUUGAAAAGCAGAAACAACAGGAUCAUUGUUUAUUUUUGGAGACUGCAGUCUUUGAAAAGGAGCAGCAGCUGAAACUACUGGAGGAGAAUUAUUGCAAAAUAGAUGCAGGUAGAGUCCAGCACAUUGAAGAACUGAAGGUCAUGGUCUCCCAUUGGACAGACAAAUGGCAGAAAGCAGCUUUGACAGUACAGUCUGCAGAUACUGAGCUAGAGGAACUGAGGAGGAAAAACAAAAAUGAAUCUGAGUCAUAUCUAAGGCUUGAGCUUAAUGCAUGUAAACAAGAGCUGGAACUGGUGAAAAGCAGAAGUCAAGCAUUCCUGAACAAAACAAACAAAGAUGGAGCUGACACUGUCCAAACCCAGGACAGGGACACAAUGACAGACCCCUGUCUUUUAUCGGAAACACCUGUUUUAGACUUACUGAACCAUAAGGACAAACAGCUGGAAAUAAAAACUACUGGAUGUGAUGAGGUUGUUGAGGACUGUACAAAUGCGCAAAUCAAUGGGUCACUAAAAGUUCAACUGAUAGAGAGGGAAAAGACAGAAAUCCAGCUUGAGCAGGAGACAACACAAGCACUGCAAGAACUUGAAUCAUCCAGACAGUUCAAGGCUAAAGAGGAGGAGCCCUCUGCUAAAGAAAGGAGCAAAGUGAAUUUCGACACAGAGCAGCAGCGGAGAUUGGUCAAUGAGCAGUUAAAAAGUCUGUUUAAGGAAAGAGAAGAAAAUGAAAUGACAUCUGGAGAUAGAUUGGCUCAAGAUUGGGUUCAAAUGUCAAGGGGCACCAGGAGUGCACAUGAUAGGUGGAGCUGGCACCAGGGUACAGGUUUAACGCCCGUGUUUGAGGAAGAGGAGCCGGGUGAUGAAGACCAAGAGGAAAAGAUGCAGUCAUGUUAAGUACUGAACCAUCAAUCAUGGGUCUUGAUGCUGAUUCUAAGAAAAUCUGUCAGGGCUGCACAGAUGUAAUUGUGCUGCAUAAGUCCCUGCCUCUGCUCUGUCCUGAUGGGAUAUUUUAUGUUGAGAUGGUUGAUAUCUGUA